Molecule: messenger RNA, 564 nt
Organism: Pseudomassariella vexata
Lineage: Eukaryota; Fungi; Ascomycota; Sordariomycetes; Amphisphaeriales; Pseudomassariaceae
Exons: 4
Coding region: 179-466 (95 amino acids)
Source: RefSeq, a predicted model, not a curated record
GCCACUAUGCUGCUGAAACUCGAAGGUCUCGGAAGUAUCCAUGCCGAGUCAAUCAGAGCGUGCUCGUAAAGUCUGGUCGUCGUCUAUAUAAAUCGACUGCCGCCCGCCCCUUGAAAGCAGGCCAUCGAACUCCCAAUAAGUCCAACUCAUCAGAACAUAGUCUCAUUCGCCGCUCAGUAUGCAAAUCAAAUUACUCCUAGCCGUCACACUGGCAAGCUGUGCCAUUGGCGCCACAUUAGGCUCGGCACUCCUCGAGCGCCAGGCGUCGUGUCCUGCGAGCGCAUUACAGGUCUGCGAGAGGAGCGGCAAUGCAGCUCGCUGCUGUCCCAGCUGCGUCUAUUCCUUGUCCCCGGGACAGACUUGCCCUGGGACUUCCCAACCAACUGUCCUGAGAAUGGGGGUGUUGUGGAGAGGAUCACAGAGAUUCACGCUGGUGAUAAAAGACAGUUAUCAACACAAGCCUUGACGAUCAUGUUUGAUGAUAUCAACGAAUCACUAGUGAACAUGCUUGCCUGCACAGAGGCGGACGAGACUGUUGUUCAUCUCUCUAGACCCACGCAAUGA